AUGAAGGAUCCAAGCUUUGAUUAUGAUUAGUUUUAAUUCAAAAAUGAUGGAGUCUUAGCAAGUCACUUACUAUCACAGCUAAUAAUGUUGAUGAUUAAGGAUUUAAUUCUAUAAUCCUUGGUGUUUAUAGAGGAGCUGCUGCUAAAAAUAGAGAGGAUCUCAAAAGUCUGUAUUUUUACUUUCACAUUUGCUGCUCUUUCUACAAAUUAUGGUAUCUUUAGCGCAGGCGCUCCUUUCUAUGGUAUUCUUGAUUAAACAAAAUACAUAAUAAAGAAUAUAAAAGUUCCUGUCUAAGGCCAUCAUGGAGAGUUAGAUUAUAUUAAAGGAAUGUCUGAUCCUAAAACUACUAAAAAAUUAGAAAAUGAAUAAAACAAAGCUGGAGUAGAUUUUAACGUGUUUGGUAAGGAGCUGAAUAUGCAUUCACGAAUUAAAAUUCAAGUUAUUACAACUCAGAAGAAGCUAAAAACUCUUUUAGAAGUUACUUAUUUCUUUAAAAAAAAUUAAAAUGAAGCUUAUUAUAUUAGUAAAUAAAAUAUUUAUUUGUAGUUGUAUUUUAUAUUUUUAUAUUGGUAUUUUUUGUCUUAAAAAAUUUUAUAUUUAAUAAGAUUUUAACUUUAGUUUUGA
This is a messenger RNA of Tetrahymena thermophila SB210, 624 nucleotides long. RefSeq names its product dienelactone hydrolase family protein. Lineage: Eukaryota; Ciliophora; Oligohymenophorea; Hymenostomatida; Tetrahymenidae. The transcript is spliced from 3 exons. The record is from RefSeq and is a predicted model, not a curated record. Gene Ontology annotation, molecular function: hydrolase activity.